Messenger RNA from Eucalyptus grandis, 1326 nucleotides. Its product is annotated as isoliquiritigenin 2'-O-methyltransferase. NCBI's taxonomy places the organism in Eukaryota, Viridiplantae, Streptophyta, Magnoliopsida, Myrtales, Myrtaceae. Gene Ontology annotation, molecular function: S-adenosylmethionine-dependent methyltransferase activity; O-methyltransferase activity; protein dimerization activity. Gene Ontology annotation, biological process: methylation. The record is from RefSeq and is a predicted model, not a curated record. The coding region runs from base 48 to 1145 and encodes 365 amino acids. The transcript has 4 exons.
AGCACCCAUCCAAACUUUGUCUGACGCAAAAGCAUAGAGAGCGAAAAAUGAGUUCCGCUCAAGACCAAGUGAAACCCUGCCAUGAAGAAGAAGAAGAAGACCCAUGCCUCAAAGCUCUGCUGUACUCUAGCUCUCAAGUCUUCCCAAGGAUCCUGCACGCCGCGGUCGAGCUCGACCUCUUCGGGAUCAUAGCCCGAGCGGGCCCCGGGGCCUACAUCUCGCCUCUUGAGGUGGCCGCCCACCUCCCUGCCCAGACCCCCGAGUCGGCCGAGAUCAUCGACCGGGUCCUCCGUUGCCUCGCGAGCCACUCGCUCCUUGCGUGCAAGUCCGAGACACUCGACGGCGGGAGGACUGUGGAGAGGCGGUACGCGAUAUCGCCGGCCGGGAAGUACUACGUCAGGGAUGAGGAUGGCACCUCCGUCGGCUCGCUCUCUCUCUUCGCCUUCCACCAAGCUACCAUUGACGUCUGGCUCCAAUUCAAGGAAGCAAUUUUGGGAGGAGGAGGCAACUUGUUCCAAAAGGUCCAUGGCAAGACCAUUUUCCAGUGCAUGAAGGAAGACUCGUCCCUGAACAAGCACUUCAACGACGCGAUGGCCGGCCUCUCCACGACGCAGACGAGGAAGAUCCUCGAGGUCUACCACGGGUUCGACGGGAUCAUGACUCUAGUUGACGUCGGUGGCGGAAAAGGCGCGACACUUAACAUGAUCGUCUCAAAGUACCCCUCGAUCAAGGGCAUCAACUUCGAUUUGGCCCAAGUCAUCGAACAUGCCCCUUCCUAUCCCGGCGUGGAGCACGUCGGAGGGGACAUGUUCCUGAGUGUCCCGGAGGGCGACGCGAUCAUGAUUAAGGGCACGUGCCACAAUUGGAGCGACGAGUCGUGCAUAAAGUUACUGAAGAACUGUCACAAGGCGUUGCCGGCGAACGGGAAGGUGAUCGUGAUGGACUUCAUAAUGCCAGACGAGCCGGAGGAUACAAUGGCGUCUCGAUACGUGUCACUGCUCGACAACGCCAUGUUGAUCCAGCCAGGAGGGAAGGAGAGGACCGAGAAGCAGUUCGAGUACCUGUGCAGAGAAGCAGGAUUCACAGGCUUUAAGGUCGCUGCCCGAGCUGUGUCUGCACUGGGAGUGAUUGAAUUCACCAAGUGAUCGAAUGAAAACUCCAUGAUGCUUCUGAUACGAUGUUCUUCUUUCUUUUCUUUUUAGUCUCUGUCGGAUUUGUACCUCUUUGUCCAGGACCAGGUGAUCUUACCUUGUGUGCACGAAGCAAAUAGGCAUUGUGGAAUUUAAUGAAUAUGAAAUGCUAUGGAAGGGACUUUUCUGCCAUCAA